UAUCGUAAUUCACGUCAUCUUGCUAUAUACUCGUUUGCACCUUGAAGGUGUUAAUUAAUAAGACAACUGUAAGAAACUAAGUCCUAACCAACUCAAUCUAUAAUCUACAAAAUGUUGGUCAACUGACGUUAGCGAAAAGAUGGCGAGAAUUAAUCGAAAAUUGACUGCAAGCAUGCAGCCACAGGCAGAAGACAGCAUCAACAGCAAGACGUGACGAUACAAGACGCCAUCUAUCAUAGGUAUGAUUAUUUAUGCACAUGACACCUCUCACGUGAGAAAGACGAACAUGCAGAUUUGAACGACGACAGCAUGUCCACGUGUCUUCCACGUUCCUAGCCAACCUCCAGAUACGAGCGAUUUUGAUGUAUCGCCUAGCCCACUACCGUGUGGAUCCACCCGAUCGUUACCAUGAAAAGAGUAAGCUGUCAAAAGGUGGUACUAACAGCGGUCACGCAAUUGCCAGUCGAUCGUCACACUUCGCAAUCGCUGCUCAUUCAGACCCAUCGCAUUGCAGCGUGCAGAGACGAGCAGACACCAACAGCAUCAUCUCGUCAGUUCGAGCACUGUGAGCUAAGAUCCAGUCUUCACGAUGAGCUUCCUUGGAGCAGACUACGACGAUGGACACCCGUUCGAGGACAAUGCUUUUGGUAUCGACUGCUCGGCGAACGCAACUGCUACCAUGAACGUUCCUAUGCACGUCCGCGUGUUGGGUACAACGGUUUUCGUCCUCGCAUGGCCAUUUAUUGUAUUCGAUAUUGCCCCUAUUCCCAUCGGUAGGCCGACAGCCGCUAUGGCGGGUGGCAUGUUCAUGGUCAUUUGUCGAGUCUUCACACAAGAUCAAGUCUAUGAGAUCAUCGGCGAGCGAGACAACCUGCAGACGCUCUAUCUCCUCAUAGGUAUGAUGAUACUGUCCUACUUCUUCGAACGGGAAGGCAUUCUGCAGGCACUGCUCAUCAAAUCGUUCAAAUCAGAUCAACCGUUUACGAAGAUUCUGUGGAAGGUCUGUGUCAUGUCGGGUGUCCUGUCAGCUUUUGUCACAAAUGAUGCGGCAUGUGUCAUUCUGACACCUCUCCUACUUGAAGAGCAUCGAAAACAAGGUCGAUCACACAAAGAGCUCCUUCCAUUCUGUUUGGCCAUUGCUACUUCAGCCAACAUCGGAAGUGCGGCCACGGUGUUUGGCAAUCCGCAGAACGCCUACAUAGCAUCUAAAGCUCACGUGAAUCUAUCGACCUUCUUUAGAGCCAUCCUUCCUGCAGCAACAGUAGGGGUGGCCAUCAAUAUUGGUCUUCUCUAUAUCUUGUCUUGGAGAAUAGGUCUGCUUGGUAAACAGGAAACAUACGACUCGGUCGAAGGAUAUAACGACGACGGACGAUCAGAAAAACAGAAUGGAGACAUCGACGCAGCAAUAGAAGGAAAUCGUUCGCGCCAAGCAUCACACGUGUUGUCCAACAGUAUCCCGAUGGUCCAAUCGGGACAACACUAUGACACCCCUCAACAACGCGCGCGUCACGAGACUGACCCACUUCUUCGCUCCCGUAGAGAGGCAGAAGUCGAAUUGAGCGGCCGUGCGUACCUACCGUGGACACCCAAACGCAAAAUCUUAGCCGGAUGGCUUGCGUUCGUCAGCCUCGCUGUCGUCUGUCUGCUCGCCGUGCCCGAACACGUUGCCUACUUCAACUUGGGUCUCAUACCUAUGGGAGCCGCCAUCAGCAGCAUGAUGGUAGAUGCCGUUCUCAACAAAAUCAACCCCAAUAUCGCCAUCAUGGCAACCGAUUGGACCGUCAUCGUCAUGUUUAUGGGUCUCUUCGCUUGGGAUGGAGGUUUUGAGGUUACCGGCUACCCAAGGAAGUUGUUUGACGACGGAAAACACUUGAUGGACGUCCGCACCAUUAGUGGAAUCGCCAUGUUUAGUAUCUUCGUGACGAUCGGAUCUAACGUUCUCAGCAACGUCCCACUUGUUAUUCUCCUGAUCACCAAGCUAUCCUGCCUUCCUGGGACUGACGCUUCAACAGGCAGUCUACCAUUGGAAGGAUGCCUACUCGCUUGGGUAUCUACCGUUGCAGGAAAUCUCACUCUUAUAGGUAGCGUAGCCAACCUAAUUGUGGCAGAGAAAGCUAAGAGCACGAUUGGCUACAGACUGGGAUUUUGGGAUUAUUUGAAGUUUGGUCUGCCAUCAACCAUACUGAUUACAAUCAUCGGACUACCUAUUGUAGCGUUUCUCGCUUGAAUGUGGACAAGGAAUUUAGUUAUUAUUCUCUAUAGUAUACGUCUGUUUGACAAGUGUUUCUUGCUUCAGCGUUGGACAACUCUCGUUAGUUCUGUAUUUUUGUACGUAUGUGUGAGAACAUUAAUUUAUUUUGCCACAGCCACGAAUUUUCAAAUUGAAGUGUCAUGAGAAUGAAUGGCUUCGCUACUAGAGUGACUCUCAAGAUACUUGAUAAUUGGACAUUCUAACUUGAUAAAUUACAUUACCU
This is a messenger RNA of Corticium candelabrum, 2474 nucleotides long. RefSeq lists its product as uncharacterized. Gene Ontology annotation, cellular component: membrane. Bases 590 to 2227 code for a protein of 545 amino acids. The record is from RefSeq and is a predicted model, not a curated record. Gene Ontology annotation, biological process: transmembrane transport. NCBI's taxonomy places the organism in Eukaryota, Metazoa, Porifera, Homoscleromorpha, Homosclerophorida, Plakinidae. The transcript has 2 exons.